AAAUCCAUCAGCUAAAAUCCAGGUGACAACGAACAAUGUGCUGGUGACAGUUACUCGGCUGCUGCAGACGAUGCAAUAGAAACUGCUGAGAUUGCAUAGCGGGUCAUUUACGGGUUCUUCAACCAGGUAUAAUUGCCGAUGUGGGACCUAGUGGUAGCUCUUGAUUUGAGAAGCUAGAGAAAAUUGGUGAAAGUACUUACACGUACCUACUUACUUGACCUUAGAGCAUCUCUAGAGCAAUUCUAUUUUUUCUCUAUAUUUUCCUUUAAAAUUGAGUAAUUCUGUUAUAUGAUAACUUUUGCUCAAAUGAUAUGCAUGUAUAAUAGAUUUAUCCUAUUAUAGAAGAAAUAAUAGAUGAAUUUUACUUUUUUACUCUAAUUAUAUAAAGGAAUAAAUAAGGUUGGGUUGAAAUGGGCUUUGGAUUUAGCUACUUGAAUUUUUAGUAAAAACACUUUUCAAUUGGCAUUUGCUGAGGUUCCAGAGACAUUGAGUAGGAUUAAGAUUAAGAGAUUCAGUCUUUGAUUACUUUGAACAUUAAACCAUGGUUGAUUGACUUAGGAUCUGAUGGGCAUUGUUAGUCCAUAAGCUGGACUUGAUAUUAUAAGCUGAUGAGGCAAAAGGAUGUUUGGAUGGUGCAUGAGCCGCGAAGGGCCGAAUGCAUAUCCUUAGAUGUUUGAAGACUUCCCAAGGGUUACUUAAAUUUGUGGAGAUGGUUGGUUAAAUGACUAAGUACCUAACGGAGUUGUUUUAUGAGUAAAGAGCUGCACGCAGUAUAUGGCAGCUGGCCAUAGCUCUGUCUUAGAUCAGUUCGAGUGUCACAACUCGAUCAGCUGGUCUAUGAGUUCAUUCAGUUAGAGCAGCUCGGCCGAUGAGCUAACAAGCUCUGUGGAUGUGACUAAUGUAUGAUCUAGCAAUACUUGUAUAGGUCUAGAGAGAAUGGUUUAGGGGAAUGGAACCUCGGAUUUGUAUGACUUGAUUCGGGUUUAGGAUUGACCUUUGAACUAGCUGGUAGUUGGGUAGACUUACCACAGCUGAGGUGAUUCGACCGGACGAGUAUUAGAUUGGAUUUAGUCAAAUGGUUUGUAGAGAAUAUUCCGCUGCAUAUGAGUUGAAAUGAUCUAAGCUAGGAAAUGACUAAGGUAGUCUUAAGCUAAUCUAAGUUAGCCCUUGCCUAUGGGUGAUAUUAUAGAUAAAUGGCGAAAAAUUUAGAGGUUCGGCCAGGAAGUGGACUGAGCAACGUGAGGCGUCGACCGCAGCGUAGACGGCCGGGAUCGGGUCUUACAGUGACAAUGAAGCAGACCUCUUCACAAAAUCACUUCCUAUUUCGGUAUUCAUAAAACAUGUCCAUAGCAUUGGGAUGCGACAUCAAAUGGAUCUAUGAGAUGACAUAUUCGAGGGAAAGCUUGCGUCGUUUUAAUCUUUUUACCUUAUAUGGUUUUUUCCAUUGGAUUUUCUUAUAAAGGUUUUUAAUGAGGCAACAAAGACAUUAAACAAGAAACGAUAGUGGCACUGGUCUCAAAGGAGAAGUGUUAUAAACGUGAAGAAAGGGAACACCAAUAUUAUACACACCGAACUUGAUGAAACUAUAUGAAUGUAAAUUAAAUGGAGCCAAUCUGUCAUUAUGCGCAUACAAUAACUUCUACUUUUUACUUCUAUAUAAACGAACGAAUUCGUUCGAUUGUAAACACAUCAUCUCUUCUCCUUCUUAUAACAUAUUUUCUCUCGCUAUUAUCAUUGUAUCAGUAUCAUCUCCCUUUUGAGUGUAUAAAUUUUCGUCGUUAUUUAAAAUUUCCGAUACAAUAAAAUCAUAAAUAUUAUUAUAACAAAUUGAUGAAUAAAAAAAGAAUUUUCUAGAAUAGAUUUUUUUUUAGUUUAUUUUCACAAAAAUAGCUUUCAACGUAAAAAAAACCAAAAGAAGUUUUAUUAAAAUUUAAGUAUAAACUUAUACCAUAGGGUUAACUAAUCUAGACUUAUAGUUUAGAGUUAAGAGAUGUGAAGUUUCAAAUUUUUUAAAAAAUAAAUAUUAAAACUUUUAAAAUAAAAAUGGACUAUUUUAGUCAUUUUUAGAGCUAUUUUGAUAAUAAAAAAUUAAAAAUUGAUACUUGAGAGAAUUAUCCAUAAAACUAGGGGUGGGCUUUCGGAUAUCCCUUCGGGUUCAAAUCGAGUAUUUCGGAUUUUCGGGUAUUUCAGUAUAGGAGUAUAGAACCCGUUCGGGUUCAGUUAUUUCGGGUCGGAUUUUGGAUAUUUAGAUUUUGAAAAACAAAAUUAAAUUCUUCAUUUCUCAAGUUUCUUGUAUUUAAAAAAUAUAACUUUCACUUAACUGUUUUUUUUUAUAUAUAUACUGAAUGAUUAAUAGAUUUAGAGAUGAUAUUUUAAAAAUAAAAAGACACUAAUUUGAUUAUUAUUUUUAAAUUUUGGAUGCAAUUUUUAUUAAUGCAUGAAACACAAAUUUUGACAUACAUUUAAGUGAGUAGGAAAUCAUUUUGUCUAUAAUUAUAUGUAUAUCAUAUGAUCUCAAAGUAUGUAUAUAUAGCAUCAUAAUAUAUUUAUAAAAUAAAAUGAGAGAAGUAAACUAUAAAUAUAAGGUUAAGUAUACAUAUGUUCGGUUAUGUUCCCGACGACGUCAAUUCGUUAGGUUAUUUUACUACUUCGGUUCAGAUUUCGAAUCAGGUUUUUCGGGUGCGGUUUCGGGUAUCGGGUAAAGUGUCCACGCAUACAUAAAACAAUUGCAUAACAUUAGAAUUUAAUGGAAACUUAAACUUCUUCAGAUUCAGUCCAAUUUUUAGAUUCAAUGCCUCCACCUUGCAAGAAAAAAAGUCAAAGUCAAAUACAUUUUGGAUUUACUUCCUUAAAUGAAAAUGUGAAUUUGACCAUUAAAAAUUUACUUCUUUUUAUGAAAAUAUACUUUCAGCCCUGAAAAUACCCAAAGGGGAAGCACAAGCGCCAAAGUCCCUUUUCGAAAUUUGCUUUCCCUCUUCUUCCAAAACCCCAUUUUCAUUUUCCCCUUCGUCUCUCAUAAAUAGCUUUGGUUGCUCUCUUCUGGAUCAUCCCUCUAAACCCAGAUAACAAAGUCUCCAUCUUUCCAAUUGCUAUGGCUUUGGACGCAUCGACGAAACCAUCUAAGCGCACAAAGAAGCCCAGCGGCAAGAAACCAUCGAAACGCAAAACGAACCCAGGCGUUCGAGUUGUCGGAGGGAGGAUCUACGACUCUAGCAACGGCAAAUGUUGUCACCAGUGCCGACAGAAGACGAUGGACUUCGUAGCGUCAUGCAAGGCCGUGAAGAAUAACAAGCAAUGCAAACUUAACAUUUGCCAUACCUGCUUGUUGAACAGGUAUGGUGAGAGGGCACAAGAGGUAGCUACCUUAAGUGAUUGGCAUUGUCCUAAGUGCAGAGGCCUCUGCAACUGCAGUUUCUGCAGGAAGGAAAAAGGACUUGAACCUACAGGGAUAUUGUCACACAGAGCUAAAGCAAGUGGGUUGUCAUCAGUCUCUGAGCUUCUACAAGUUGAGGGUGAUGAUAGCUUUGCUUAUGCGAAAAAGGAGGAUGUUUCCAUUGAAGAUGUUGCCAAUGAGGACUUUAAAGCGGCUGGCAAGAAGAAGAAAGCCUUGAAUAAGAAAACAAAGACAAACCUGGAUGAUGUUUCCAUUGAAGAUGUUGCCAAUGAGAACAGCAAAGCGGCUGGCAAGAUGAAGAAAGCCAAAGCCACCAACGAAGUGAAAGAGGAGGAGAUUCAGAUUGAGGCUAAACUUCCUAUUGGUAUAAGUUUGACUAAUGUCGCAGGGAUUGAUAUACCGACUGAAGAAACAGGAAAUGUAUUGCAGUUUCUUGAGUUUUGUUCAGCCUUUGGAGAGGCUCUUGAUUUGAAAGAAGGGCAAGCUGAAUCUAUUGUUUCUGAGUUGUUCUCGUGUGGGCGUAGCACAAGAAGGCAACAAUACUGCUCUGUUAUCCCAAUGAUGAUCCAGUUGCUGGAACUAAUAUCACAUGAUAGAGAUAUGUCUUUGUCUCUAAGUGCAACAGACAGCACUUGGUUCAGUUCUCUUGGAGAGUGCCUAUUGCAGUCAGGUGUUCUGAGUGAUGUGUUCCCACCAGAGACUUUCACUUCAGGUGUCUCUGAGUAUACGAAGAUGGAUGCGUCAACAAGGCUCAAGCUUCUCAACUUCUUAUGUGAUGAGUCACUUAGCACUCUAGCAAUGAGAAAUUUCAUUGAGACCAAAAGUGUGGAGUCUGAAGCACAGAGAAGAGAAGCAAAAGAAAAGGCUGCAGCUGCAAAGGAAAAGGAGAAACAGCUGAGGCAGAAGAUGCAAGGUGAUCUUGCCAAAGCCCAUAUGGAAAGAAACGGAGCACCGUUAUCCAUUGAAGAGCAUCAUGCAAUUUUGUCUCAAAUAAAAGCUGAAGUUAAAGAAGCUCAUGACAAGAUGCUGGAGGCAAAGGGCAUGAUAUCUAGAAAGAGGCAAAGAUGUGAUGCUGCUGGAACUGACCCCAUCCUAUUGAAUGAUGAUGGUCUUGUUCUCUGGAAACUCAAGUGCUUUGAAGAAGAACCAAAGUUUCUGCUUCAAGAUCUAGGUACUUUUGGUGAUUUAUCCCCACAUGAAAAAUGGUUAGCUUUUAAGCCUGAGCAGAAACAAGAGGUUGAGAAGUAUAUCUCUGCCAAAGGUUGAAACUUGAAGAGUGGGGAAGGCCAUCAUGUAAUUUUCAGAAGUCAUUUAACUCAUUUCUUCCCUUUUUUUUUUUAUCUUGGCUUCUUUCCAUCAGUUCGGCUAAUUCUAUUGUUUGAUGAUAUGCUUGUUUUAUGCCUCAAACUCUUAUUAUAAUGAAAAAACCUCAAUCUUAGCUGUUUCA
This is a messenger RNA of Brassica rapa (field mustard), 4841 nucleotides long. RefSeq lists its product as uncharacterized. Gene Ontology annotation, cellular component: nucleus. Gene Ontology annotation, biological process: regulation of DNA-templated transcription. Lineage: Eukaryota; Viridiplantae; Streptophyta; Magnoliopsida; Brassicales; Brassicaceae. The record is from RefSeq and is a predicted model, not a curated record.